Molecule: messenger RNA, 1860 nt
Organism: Dalotia coriaria
Lineage: Eukaryota; Metazoa; Arthropoda; Insecta; Coleoptera; Staphylinidae
Product: synaptotagmin-15-like
Exons: 10
Coding region: 209-1594 (461 amino acids)
Biological process (GO): synaptic vesicle endocytosis; cellular response to calcium ion; calcium ion-regulated exocytosis of neurotransmitter
Cellular component (GO): exocytic vesicle; plasma membrane
Molecular function (GO): calcium-dependent phospholipid binding; calcium ion binding; syntaxin binding
Source: RefSeq, a predicted model, not a curated record
GCGCCGGCGAUGCGUUCGACAGGGCGAGUGUACGUCCUCACGGAUCGCUUGUAAUACGAAGCGUGCAUCCGCCGCCUCCACAGCCACAGCUUUUAUCAGGCCCCGACGCCGCUAACCCGCGGUUGAUAAAUUUCAUUACAAGUUUCCAACGAGGGUAUCCACGGGGAAAAUUUCAACAGCACCUGAGGCGGAAAAAACCAUGUGAAAAAUGAUCGUACUCUCGAAGACACCGUCGAAGAAAAUCUUUCACUCGACGCUGGAAAUGCUGUCGCUGGACAAGGACGUAGCGUCCACCUUUCAGCCGAAAGCUACGGAAAGUGUCGCAGCUAGACAACAAACAUUCGAUGGCGCGUUCAACGGGCAAGAGUACUUCUACCCGUUGAUCAUCGCCUCGAUUGGAUUGACCGUGUUUCUGGUGACUGUCGCUGUCGUCCUGGUGCGGAAACAUCGCAUCAAGCGGGAGGAUAGCGCCAACAAAGCCAGCAGCAUAUUGGUUUAUCCAUCGCAACAAGGAUCUCUCCAACCGCAAUUCUUGACUAAGGAAAUUCACUUCAGUUUACCGCCAUUGAGGAGUACUUCGUUGGGAGAUCUGCAUGAGACCGAACAGGACUCUGAUGUUGACAUUGAAACUGAAUCUCUGUUGCCAACUACUCAACAUAACCAAAGAUCACAUUCUUUCAGUUGCUAUGGCCUAGGAGUAAUUGAACCAGCUCUAUACAAGAAUACCCUGGACUUGGAUGAUAUUCAAUGGCCGGAUGGACAUAUUGGACGAAUCUGGUUCUCCUUACGAUACGAACCAUCAACUGAAAAACUUCUGGUAUCCCUGCUAAAGGCCAAGAACUUACCAUCAAGAACCCUGGGAACUGUCAACAGUUGUGAUCCAUAUGUCAGAUUGCACUUGAUGCCAGAUGAAAGACGAUACUUACAGUCAAAGCAAAAAAAGAAGACCUGCAAUCCAUACUUUGAUGAAACACUGGUCUUUCAUGUGUCUCCGAAAGAUAUGUCCGAUCAUUAUUUGAAGUUAACGGUGAUUGAUGGCGGACGGACCAAGCGGCGUGCUGAAAUCGGCCACGUCACCUAUCUCCUCAAGGAAUUGGAAAUCGGAGACGGGUCUGAACAGCAACUCUUCAAGCUUGACUUGGAAAAGGAAACUACAGAAAUUCGAUCGGAUCUGGGUGAGCUUCUCAUUUCAUUGGUAUAUAAUGAAAACCUGUGUCGUCUGACCGCUACUGUCAUCGAGGCUCGUCGACUCAAGUUUCAGGGUGACAAGCACGAGGCCUACGUCCGCCUGACAUUGAAUCAGCACUACAAGUCGGUGAAGGAGAAGCGGACGCGCGUGGUGCGCAGCGCUCAGGAGUCCGUCGCCACCUUCACCGAGGGCUUCAACUUCAAGCUGACGCCCUCGCAGAUGGACAUCACCAGCCUGGCGUUCCACAUCUUCCAGUCGACGAGUGGUUAUGGUAGGGAUAAAUUGAUUGGCAAAUGCGUGCUGGGAUCGUACAUGUUCGCCAGGGGCAAGGCGCUCAUUCACUGGAAUACCGCGAUGGCGAACUCCAUGGAACAAUCGCAGCAAUGGCACGUGCUUUGCGAAUGAGGAGGCUAGCUCCGAGCAUACAUACAUUUUAGCCAAGUUUUCUCUGUCCUUCAUUAGCGCCAUCGGGCGGAUAGCGAAUCACAUAAUAUUUACCUGUAAGAUAUUCAAACCAAUAUAUACAUGUAGUUUCGGAGACUAUAGCAGACUAUCUACGUAGAACAUUUCAUUUUAUUGAAAAUUUAUUCAAUCGCAGUUUAAAAAUAGAAAAAUUGUUUGAUUCUAGCUUUAUAGAAAUAUAGUGCGCAUAAUUUAGUAUAAUAUAUCCA